AUGUGUAGCUUGAGUUUCUGCAGGAUGGAGGUUCAUCACGGGAUCAGGAAUGCGAGACUUCAAGGGGACUACAGUGAUUAUGCACUGACCGAACCUUGUCCUUUGAGGUCUACUGAUGAUCCUUCGGGGUCUAAAGACGUUCCAGGGAGAGCUUUGGUCACAUGGACCAACAGGAGGAGAAAGCAGGCAAAACGGAGCAAAGGAGCUCGAUCGAGUCGCCACAGAUCGAUCGACCCCAUCACACUCGAUCGAUCCCUACUGCGAAUCGAUCGACACACCUGCUACAGCUCGAUCGAUCCCAUGCAAGAGGAGUCGCUCGAUCGUCAGAAGUCGAUCGAUCCCAUGCAGAGCGAGAGCUCGAUCGAUCCCGUUCUGUCUCAGCCGUUCGAUCAAUCCCGGUCAGAUGAUAUCACAGCCGUUCGAUCUACUUGGUGCAAACCGACUUGA
Messenger RNA from Microthlaspi erraticum, 447 nucleotides. Lineage: Eukaryota; Viridiplantae; Streptophyta; Magnoliopsida; Brassicales; Brassicaceae. The record is from the annotation of a GenBank genome assembly.